Molecule: messenger RNA, 1683 nt
Organism: Dichotomopilus funicola
Lineage: Eukaryota; Fungi; Ascomycota; Sordariomycetes; Sordariales; Chaetomiaceae
Product: Delta(24(24(1)))-sterol reductase
Exons: 3
Coding region: 1-1683 (560 amino acids)
Biological process (GO): ergosterol biosynthetic process
Cellular component (GO): endoplasmic reticulum membrane
Molecular function (GO): Delta24(24-1) sterol reductase activity
Source: RefSeq, a predicted model, not a curated record
AUGUCUGCCAGAUAUUCCCUGAGACAGACGCCAAGGAAAAAGGAGUUGUUUGACGGCAUGGUUGAGACACCAGCACGCCGCAACACCCGUCGCAAAACCCCUAUCGAGUCCGAUACCGAGUCCAGCUCCGUCCCCGAGCUGAACACCCAGAUCAUGGAUCCCGUCAAGCAGCUGCGCCGGCGCCCGGCGCCCAAGUUCACCGAGCAUAUCGAUGAGCUCACGCCCCCGGAAACCCCCGUCGACAGCGAGGGCCCGGAUGCCUCGCCCCCCAGAUCCUUCAACAGCAAGCUCGCCAUCGCGCCAAUCGAGGAUGAGAAGAAGGAGGCCAAGGUCGACAAGAAGAAGAUCGUCGAUGCCGAGUUCUCGGGCGAGUACGAGUUUGGCGGGCCGUGGUUCGUAUCCGUCAUGAUGAUUGGGUUUCCCAUCCUCAUGUGGUACAUGUGGAUCGGCGCAACCUACUACGACGGCGGCUUUCCCGUGCCCUCGGCCGGCCAGAGCUGGGGCGACUUUGGCAAGCACCUCGUCAACCUCGUUUACACCGGCGCGUUCCCGCACACCAAGGCGUGGCUGAUGUACUGGAUUUUCUUCGUCGUCGAGGGCGCGUUCUACUGCCUGCUCCCCGGGAUCUGGGCCUACGGCAAGCCACUGCCCCACGAGGGCGGCAAGCAGCUCAAGUACUACUGCUCCGCGUACACGUCGUGGUAUGCCACGCUCGCGAUCGUCGCUGCGCUGCACUUCUCGGGCGUCUUCCCGCUCUACACCGUCAUCGACGAGUUCGGCCCGCUGCUCUCCGUCUCGAUAUUGUCGGGCUGGAUCGUCAGCAUCGUCGCCUACAUCUCGGCCCUCGCGCGCGGCGCCCAGCACCGCAUGUCGGGCAACCACAUCUACGACUUCUUCAUGGGCGCCGAGCUGAACCCGCGCAUGUUCGGCAUCCUCGACUUCAAGAUGUUCUUCGAGGUGCGCAUGCCGUGGUACAUCCUCUUCCUGCUCUCCUGCGGCGCCGCCGCGCGCCAGUGGGACCGCUACGGCUACGUCUCGGGCGAGGUCGGCUUCCUUAUCCUCGCCCACUUCCUCUACGGCAACGCCACCGCCAAGGGCGAGGAGCUCAUCGUCACCACCUGGGACAUGUACUACGAGAAGUGGGGCUUCAUGCUCAUCUUCUGGAACCUCUCGGGCGUGCCGCUGUCCUACUGCCACUGCACCAUCUACCUGGCCACCCACGACCCGGCCACCUACCGCUGGAACCCCUACGCCCUGGCCGCCCUCUACAUCAGCUACAUCUUCGUCUACUGGAUCUGGGACAGCUCCAACAGCCAAAAGAACCGCUAUCGCGCCAUGGAACGCGGCACCCUCAUCAAGCGCAACACGUUCCCCCAGGUCCCGUGGCAGACCCUCCACAACCCCAAGACCAUCGAGACCGGGCUGGGCGACAAGAUCCUGUGUGAUGGUUGGUACGGGCUUGCCCGCAAGGUCCACUACACCUGUGAUGUGUACUUUGCUACGACCUGGGCCCUCAUCACCGGGUUCAACAGCCCGUUCCCGUGGUUCUACCCGGUGUUUUUCGUGGCCAUGAUUGCGCACCGCGCGUGGCGUGAUAUUCACCGCUGCCGGGAGAAGUAUGGCGAGGCCUGGCGAGAGUAUGAGCGGCGGGUGCCGUAUUUGUUUAUUCCGUACGUCAUUUAA